AUGUAUAAGUUCUCCUCUGACCUGGAAGACUCCGCGCUAAUUAGAUCACCUCUAAAUGACGACCUUUCAUUAGCUAUCGAUCAAUUCAACUCCACUCUUCAAUCUAUGAUCGACAAUCAUGCCCCAAUCAUUCGUAGGUCUGUUUCUCUUCGCCCACAUGCGCCAUGGUUUACGGAUAAAUUAAAGUUGCAAAGAGAAAGAGAAGAAAACUGGAAAGACGAUGGCGCGCGCAUAACACCGAAGCUAAUCAUCUAUUAUAAACCGAACAUUGUCGUGAGGUGAAUGACUUGAUUCGUUGUGCCAAAUAGAACCACUUUUCAUCUAUAAUUGUAAGCAACCAAGGAGACCAGAAAAUAUUAUUUCAAGCAGUUAAUAAUUUGUUAUAUAGGAAACCGAUAGUACGUUAUCCUUCUGUAGGUUCGGAUAUGGCUAAAAAAGUUCAAAUCAUUCUUUAUUGA
Molecule: messenger RNA, 458 nt
Organism: Pocillopora meandrina
Lineage: Eukaryota; Metazoa; Cnidaria; Anthozoa; Scleractinia; Pocilloporidae
Source: the annotation of a GenBank genome assembly